This is a messenger RNA of Magnolia sinica, 2313 nucleotides long. RefSeq names its product probable serine/threonine-protein kinase At1g54610. Gene Ontology annotation, cellular component: cyclin-dependent protein kinase holoenzyme complex; nucleus. The transcript has 7 exons. Bases 294 to 2039 code for a protein of 581 amino acids. Gene Ontology annotation, molecular function: ATP binding; cyclin-dependent protein serine/threonine kinase activity; RNA polymerase II CTD heptapeptide repeat kinase activity. The record is from RefSeq and is a predicted model, not a curated record. Gene Ontology annotation, biological process: positive regulation of transcription elongation by RNA polymerase II; protein phosphorylation. NCBI's taxonomy places the organism in Eukaryota, Viridiplantae, Streptophyta, Magnoliopsida, Magnoliales, Magnoliaceae.
UUACCUGCCGAUGUCGGCUGUGCCGCUGGAAAUUUGAAGAAAUCCCUCCUUGCCACCUUUUCUCACAGCGGAGACUCCAAUGAAGAAGGAGAAGAAGAGGAAGAAGAUCCAAACACAUGAUCCAGAUUCCAAAGCCGGCCAUAGAUGGACGGCCAUUUUGGACUCUUCCCCAUCAUGCACACGUCACUCCCCUCUCUUCCUCUUCCCUUCCCUGGCCCAACUCCCGUCUCUCUCUCUCUCUGUCUGUCUGUCUGUCUCUCUCUCUCUCCUGAUGCUUUGGAUAUCAUUCUCCGAUGGGCUGUGUGCAGGCAAAGCCGUCAAUGCAUUCUCCUCCGAGUGGCCUCAACAAGAUGAAGACGGAGAAUGGAUAUGUUGGCAGGUCUGGCAUUCACGGCCGACCCCCAAAGCAGAGGUACUCGGGUAAGGAGCCUGCCCGAAUUUCCCGACAUGAACGGAGGAAUGAUGCUGCUGGUGCUGCUGCUACUUCUAUAGAUGUUCGUAGCGAAGAUGGGAGGGUUCUUACCAGAGAAGGAGGGAAGGAGGGUGGUGGCCUUUCUCAGCGGAUGUCUUCGUCGAGGCAGAGUAGUGGAGGAGAAGAGAUCGUUGAUGGAUGGCCCAAGUGGCUUACUGACAAUAUACCCAGGGAAGCACUUGUUGGGUUGGUCCCAAAGAGUGCCGAAUCGUAUGACAAGCUCGAUAAGAUUGGCCAGGGAACCUACAGCAAUGUGUACAAAGCCCGGGACCGGGACACAGGCAAGAUUGUUGCUUUGAAGAAGGUACGUUUCGACACUUCAGAAUCUGAGAGUGUGAGGUUUAUGGCACGGGAGAUCAUGAUACUGCGGAAGCUGGACCAUCCUAAUGUCGUCAAGCUAGAAGGAUUGGCCACAUCAAGAAUGCAGUAUAGCCUGUACUUGGUCUUCGAUUUCAUGCAGACGGACUUGGCGAGAAUCAUUUCUCGCCCUGAUGGUUAUCUUACAGAGCCACAGGUUAAGUGUUACAUGCAACAACUGCUCUUGGGUCUGCAGCACUGCCACGGGAGGGGGAUUUUACAUAGAGACAUUAAGGGAUCCAAUUUGUUGAUUGAUAAAAACGGAAUGCUAAAAAUUGCGGAUUUUGGUCUUGCAAAUUAUUUCAAUCCCAACCAAAAGCGCCCCCUCACUAGCAGGGUUGUGACGCUUUGGUAUAGAGCCCCUGAGCUGCUGUUAGGUGCCACAGAUUAUGGAGUCGGUAUUGAUCUAUGGAGUGCAGGAUGUCUCUUGGCAGAGAUGUUUGCAGGAAGGCCAAUUAUGCCUGGUAGGACUGAGGUGGAACAACUUCAUAGGAUAUUCAAGUUGUGUGGAUCACCAUCUGAGGACUAUUGGAAGAAACUGAAGCUUUCUACUAGCUUCCGACCUCCACAACCAUACAAACCUAGUAUCGUAGAAACUUUCAGAGAUUUUCCCACCUCUUCCUUGGGUCUCUUGACAAUGCUUCUUGCUCUAGAUCCCGCAUAUCGUGGCAAUGCAUCAUCUGCUCUCCAAAGCGAAUUCUUUAGCACCAGCCCAUUGGCAUGCGGCCUUUCAGGACUCCCUGUGAUUUACAAAGAGGAAGAGAAUGAAUCAACCAACACCUAUGAGAGGAGAAGGCAUAGGACUUCGAAACAGAAACGACGGCCGCGUAAUAAGGGUACAGCUGCAGUAAAUCCCAAAGGAGAUUCUUCAUCUUCCAAGGAGGAGAAAGAGAAGAGUCCAACGGCCAGCAUGCACAGCCAAGAAAUGGGUAGCAGCACAGGAAGCACAUCUUCUGGUGUCAAGCUGGGCAUUCUUGAUGGGAGCCCAGCUCCCUCCCUAUCGCCCAUCAUCUCCUCUCUACCAAAGAGACCAUCACACCAAACAGAAUGCCAUCCUUGGGCCGGCAAGAACAUUCAGAAUCCACCUCCUCUAUUAACUUCCUCGAAAAUAAAGAAUGCUGGUGACAAAGAAGGCCUUCUUGUUGGGAGGUCUGCCUCCACAUCGGAUUUGAAGGGGAGGAUAUCUGCACUAAAUGCUUUCAAUGAUUGAACCAUGUGAGGUGAUGGACUCUUUCAUGUGCAAUCAUGCUACGCUGGAGCUUUUACGUUUUCCUCUUCUUCUUAUUAUUUUUUUCUUUUUUCUUUUUUUCAAGUUUUGCCUGUUUUGAAUGAAGGGACCUCAGUCAUAGUUUGGUCGAGGAUUGCGAAUAAAUACCCUCUCAAGUGGACUAUGAGUCGUUAUAGUAGUUGCCAAAUGAUAAUACAUCAUCAUUUCAUAGUUGAAGCAGAAACAUAUAAUGCCCACCAAUCGCAGGCCUUCCUGA